Messenger RNA from Lathyrus oleraceus (garden pea), 786 nucleotides. Its product is annotated as histidine-containing phosphotransfer protein 4. Lineage: Eukaryota; Viridiplantae; Streptophyta; Magnoliopsida; Fabales; Fabaceae. Gene Ontology annotation, biological process: phosphorylation; cytokinin-activated signaling pathway; phosphorelay signal transduction system. Gene Ontology annotation, molecular function: histidine phosphotransfer kinase activity; protein histidine kinase binding. The transcript has 5 exons. The record is from RefSeq and is a predicted model, not a curated record. The coding region runs from base 91 to 543 and encodes 150 amino acids. Gene Ontology annotation, cellular component: cytoplasm; nucleus.
AUCAUGUUAUAUUUCAAUUCCAACUACUCUUCCUUUAUUCUUUCCUUGUGUUGUCCUUUCAUCUUCUUCUUCUUCUAGUCAUAUAUCAUCAUGGACAGAAACAAUCCCCGCAGACAAGUUGCUGCAAUGAAACAGUCACUGUUUGAUCAGGGACUUCUUGAUGAACAAUUUAUCCAACUUGAAGAAUUGCAAGAUGAUGCUAAUCCUAACUUUGUUGAGGAAAUUGUCACUCUUUACUACCGUGAUUCAUCCAGGCUUAUCUCUAACUUGGAACAGACACUGGAGAGGAAUCCAUUGGAUUUCAACAAGUUGGACACAAUCAUGCAUCAGUUUAAAGGAAGCAGCUCAAGCAUUGGGGCGAAAAAGGUGAAAGCAGAAUCGAGUCAAAUUAGAGAAUAUUGCAGAACAGGAAAUGCAGAAGGGUGUAGGAAAAGCUAUCAACAAAUGAAGAAAGAAUAUGUAGCAUUGAGAAAGAAACUUGAAAAUUACUUUCAACUAGCUAGGCAAGCUGGACCAUUGGAGAGAGCAUGUCGCCCAAAGUAAACAACACCUUAUAUAAAUAUAAAUAUAUUCAAGGCAUGGAAAUGUAAAUUGCUGAAUUUUGUACAACAAAACAUGUUCAGCAUUCACCAAUAAUAUAUAUGAGGACUUAUGUUUUUUUUUAAUCAAAAAGUGAUGUUGUAGGAAUCCUGUUAUGGAGCUUUAUAGAGUUUACUUUAUACUAUCACUAGACAGAGCAAAUUGCGUCGCAUCAUUAUUCUGUCAGUCAUCAAAACCGUUCUCUUU